Hypanus sabinus (Atlantic stingray) is the source of this 3028-nucleotide messenger RNA. RefSeq names its product BRCA1 associated protein-1 (ubiquitin carboxy-terminal hydrolase) (gene bap1). Gene Ontology annotation, cellular component: cytoplasm. Gene Ontology annotation, molecular function: cysteine-type deubiquitinase activity. Gene Ontology annotation, biological process: protein deubiquitination; ubiquitin-dependent protein catabolic process. The transcript is spliced from 19 exons. The record is from RefSeq and is a predicted model, not a curated record. Bases 81 to 2369 code for a protein of 762 amino acids. Lineage: Eukaryota; Metazoa; Chordata; Chondrichthyes; Myliobatiformes; Dasyatidae.
AGUCGCAUACUGAUGACGUAGUGCGGCCUGCUCCUGCGCCGGGCCUGGGUUGUGGGAGUAAUGGAGAGUGGGGCGAGAACAUGAAUAAAGGCUGGCUGGAGCUGGAGAGCGACCCGGGGCUCUUCACCCUGCUGGUAGAGGAUUUUGGUGUUAAAGGUGUUCAAGUGGAGGAGAUCUAUGACCUACAUUGUAAAGUUCAGGGCCCAGUAUAUGGAUUCAUCUUCCUAUUUAAAUGGAUUGAAGAGCGGCGAUCACGGCGCAAGGUAACACCACUAGUGGAUGAGACAUCAGUGUUCGAUGAGGAGAUUGUUAAUGACAUGUUCUUUGCUCACCAGCUGAUCCCAAACUCAUGCGCAACGCAUGCGUUGCUCAGUGUCCUCCUGAACUGCGACAAUGUUGAAUUGGGACCUACCCUCAGCCGGAUGAAAGACUUUACCAAAGGAUUUAGCCCAGAGAGUAAAGGCUAUGCAAUCGGUAAUGCUCCAGAACUAGCAAAGGCACACAACAGCCAUGCCAGACCUGAACCACGGCACCUUCCAGAGAAGCAGAAUGGGAUUAGUGCUGUGCGGACCAUGGAAGCCUUUCAUUUUGUCAGCUACGUUCCCAUUAAAGGUCGCCUCUUUGAGCUGGAUGGUUUGAAAGCCUAUCCCAUAGAUCAUGGGCCUUGGGGUGAGGAUGAAGAGUGGACAGACAAAGCACGAAGAGUUAUAAUGGAGCGAAUAGGACUGGCUACUGCUGGAGAACCAUACCAUGAUAUCCGUUUCAAUCUAAUGGCUGUGGUGCCAGAUCGCAGAAUGAAGUAUGAGACCAAAUUGAGCCUUCUGAAGAUGAACCGGCAGACGGUGCUGGAGGCCCUCCAGCAGCUGAUCCGUGUCACCCAGCCAGAACUAAUCCAAACGCAGAAACCUCAAGAAGCUCAGGCCAUGGAAGAAGCAAAGCAAGCCUUGAACAAGCCAGCACCGGAAUCAGAAAGCAACAAGGCACGUCAUGUUCAGGAAACCCUGCACACAGGAUCCAGUGAAGCCUCCAUACCUCCAACUCAACCACCUUGUACGUCCAGCCCAUCCAGUAAACUAAAACCUCCAAGCAAGCCUAUAAUGCCCAGUACAAACGGACCCACGUCUGCUCCUAGUCCUGUCAUCCUGCGGCUUCCAGCUUUCCUUGAUAACCACAAUUAUGCCAAAUCGCCUAUGCAGGUGCUGCCUGACCUACUGAGUUCCUCCAGUGUUAGUAUUUUGCUCCAGGAAGAGGAAGAUUUUGCAUCCGGAGUUGGUCGAGGCCGCCUUCCCGUCCCCUCUCACCACCGUUACUCAGACAACGAUGAUGAAUAUGAUGAGGAAGAGGAGGAGGAUUGCCAGAACACGAACACUGCUAUUAGCAGAGCUCAGGUUCUCUUGCCAAUAGUCGUCCAGUGUACACUAAAGGACCUUGGAAUCAGAGAAAUACGGUAUAAAAGGAAGAGCCAUCUGUUACAGGAACAACGACCCACUGAGCAGCUUUCUCUUCUGCAGCCCAACACUAUCAACGUGCUGACUGAGAAGCUCAAGGAAUCUCAGAAGGACUUGUCAAUUCCCCUUUCCAUAAAAACCCUUGGAGGUGUUCCAGCUCACCCCCAGGCUUCCCCAACGCCCAGCAACGAGAGUACGGACACUGCCUCUGAGAUCGGGAGUGCUUUCAACUCCCCACUCCGCUCCCCCAUCCGUCCAGCCAAUCCCACUCGUCCCUCCAGUCCGGUCACCUCUCACUUCUCCAAGGUGUUGUUUGGGGAGGAGGAAAGUCUAUCUCGUGUCGACUGCAUGUGUUAUAACAGAGCAGUGCGGGACCUCGGUCCCGUUGUUAGCACAAAUCUGUUGCACCUAGGUGAUGAAGGAACGCUACAGACCCUUGGAAUCACCGACCAGCAGAAAACAGACUCCAUUAAAAGCUCACCAUUGCCUCAUACUGUGGACAGGCCUACAGAAGUCAAAAUGGAGGAUGGGAAAGAGUCCCCUGGAUCAUGUGACAGAAAGGAGAAAUUUUCAGGGACUGCAAAUAAUGAACAAAAUGUUGCAGAAAAAUAUUCCCCCAAGGAGUUGCUGGCCUUAUUAAAGUGUGUAGAGGCUGAGAUCUCUAAUUGUGAGGUGUGCCUUAAGGAGGAGGUAGAAAAGAGGAAGAAGUACAAGAUUGAUGAUCAGCGAAGGACCCAUAAUUAUGAUGAGUUCAUCUGUACGUUCAUCUCCAUGCUCUCUCAAGAAGGAAUGCUGGCCAGCCUGGUGGAGCAGAACAUCUCUGUGCGGAGGAGACAGGGCGUGAGCAUCGGACGCUUGCACAAACAGCGCAAACCAGACCGGCGGAAACGUUCCCGGCCAUACAAAGCCAAGCGGCAGUGAAGAUGAGAGCAUAGGCACCCUCCGCCUUUGGCGUCAGAGCCAUCCCGCAAGGCGGGCAAGCAAUUCUUGUCGCUGAGGAGCACGGCUUCAGUUGCUGGAGCUGCUCACUCGCAUCACGGGCUCUUGUCAGGAACACAAGAUGAUUACACUAACUUCUGGUCUGGACAAUGAAGCCAUCCACAGUGCAGUAGAACUGAGGAUAGGAUCAGUCAAUAAUGGGUCCAGUGAAAUUAAGCAACUGCUUUGUAAUGAUGGACCAACCAUAGCCAGAGUCCGUGUGCUCUUCUCAGCACCCUGCAAAGCUUGCCAGCAGGACGGUAAUAUUACAUGGGAACUACAACCUUGGUCUGGCCCCCUGCUCUGUGUGUACUGCGUAAGGUAGCUCCAUAUGUGAAUUUUCUUCACCUUGCACCAUCCAAAUUCAAGCUUUACUCCAAACUCACUGCUGUCUUUGGAAGUGCUUUUUAUACUGGAGACUAGCUAACAGACGACUGUGAUAUGCCUGACCACUGACCGAGUGCUGGAAGGGACGAGAUUACUCAACCAGUGAUAAUAGAAGAAGGACCUUGGGAUAAUGCCCUGUUCAGUCAGAGGAGCGCAAUUCCAAUUUUGAAUUUAUUACCAGUUUGAAUUAAAGAGCACUUUUUUUAAAACUUGUU